Molecule: messenger RNA, 1073 nt
Organism: Aspergillus uvarum CBS 121591
Lineage: Eukaryota; Fungi; Ascomycota; Eurotiomycetes; Eurotiales; Aspergillaceae
Product: RBM8 family RNA-binding protein
Exons: 2
Coding region: 94-591 (165 amino acids)
Biological process (GO): RNA splicing
Cellular component (GO): cytoplasm; nucleus; exon-exon junction complex
Molecular function (GO): mRNA binding
Source: RefSeq, a predicted model, not a curated record
CGAACUGCAAUUCCAGCCAUUGGCCCUCCUCGAACUACUACCUCAAAGCUAUCUCCUCCCUCGGCGUAUAGCUACUACUCCUACAUCGCCAUCAUGUCUACGGAAAUGGAAGUCGACCCUCCGGUGGUGCAACAAGAGGAAGAAGAAGAAGAAGCUCCCGCGCAGUCCAGCAACGGUAGCCACGAUCCGAGAACACAGGCGGGAGCCGUCGCAGUACGCAGCAUCGAGGGAUGGAUUGUCAUCGUGACCAACAUCCAUGAAGAGGCCUCUGAGGAGGACGUCACGGACUUGUUCGCCGAAUAUGGAGAGAUCAAGAACUUCAGCCUGAACCUGGACCGCCGGACCGGUUACGUCAAGGGAUAUGCCUUGAUCGAGUACUCCACCCUCCCCGAAGCCUCGGACGCCAUCAAAGCCUUGAACGGCUCCAAACUACUGGACCAGACCAUCUCCGUCGAUUUCGCAUUCGUUAGACCGCCUCCCUCGAAUAAAGGAAAGGGCGGAGGACAGAGAGGUGGACGUGGCGGCGGCCGAAACCGCAGCAGAAGCCGCGAGAGGAGCCGCAGUCCUGGAGCCGAUGAUGCACGGGACUAAGCCCGCCGUGAUGUUUUGUUUGUUGGGAGAGCGUCUUCUUUUCAAUUCAUCUCACAGGCUGUGGAUGCGCCAGAAACUUGGCCUUUUGUUUGCUCCAGACCUCCGCCAGCAUUUGGGGUCCUGCUAUUUUGCGCUCGCACUACAAUAAGAAUCGCAUUGGCUACUUAGGGUUGUCCAGAUAAUUCAUGCUGUGAGCUGGAAGUCCGGGUUGCUGGCUCCACCAAAUCGGCUUUAGGGGGAGGGGUGGGGGAAGCAGAACAAAGCCGGCAUUGUCUCCUGGGAGGUCCAUAUUAUGCUCGUCGCCUGACGGGGGGGCGGGAAAGCUUCAAAGGAGGAUGGUGCCGGCGUCAUGAGGUUUCAGUGAUAUGGUAUGUGCUACUGGUCUCUCUCAACUGUUCCGCCUAUCUCUUCAUGGCCGUCAUCUAAUGUUGCAGUAGGAACAUCCAACCUGAAUGACUGAUGUCACAGAGCUAGAUAUCCCG